Neoarius graeffei (lesser salmon catfish) is the source of this 4055-nucleotide messenger RNA. RefSeq names its product adhesion G protein-coupled receptor A3. NCBI's taxonomy places the organism in Eukaryota, Metazoa, Chordata, Actinopteri, Siluriformes, Ariidae. The transcript has 19 exons. Gene Ontology annotation, cellular component: plasma membrane; postsynaptic density; glutamatergic synapse. Gene Ontology annotation, biological process: G protein-coupled receptor signaling pathway; cell surface receptor signaling pathway. Gene Ontology annotation, molecular function: protein binding; G protein-coupled receptor activity. The record is from RefSeq and is a predicted model, not a curated record. Bases 7 to 3999 code for a protein of 1330 amino acids.
CGCCCCAUGAUGAAAGUAGUGAGUGUGGUUUUUGCGCUGGUCGCUUUGUGGAGGAUAAGUUUGGCGAGCAGGAGACACUGUCCCGACCUCACCGUGGAGAGCUGUGAGUGCGCAGCAGAGCGCUCCGGGACGCUGAACCGGCGCAGCGCGCGCGUCACCGUGGCUUGUGAUGAUGCGGAUCUGACGGACACGCUCGAACCUCGCGCGCUGCUCAGCACCACCACCUCACUGAUCCUCAGCAAUAACAAAAUCUCAACUGUGAGAAAUGGGUCUUUCUUCGGCUUACGCUCGCUGGAGAGACUGGACCUGAGGAGUAAUUUGAUUAGUACAGUGGAGCCUGGAGCAUUUCGUGGAUUGGCUAUGCUGAAGAGGCUGGAUCUAUCAAACAACCGCAUUGGCUGCCUUUCUGCCGAGAUAUUUCUUGACCUUGGCAAUCUUUCGAAGCUAAAUUUAUCUGGGAACAUCUUCUCCAUGCUGCCUGAAGGGCUGUUCAUGCACUUGAGCUCCCUGCGAGUUCUACACUUCAGCACAGAUUACCUGUAUUGUGACUGCCAGUUGGCGUGGUUGCUGCUGUGGGCCAGAGCCAGAUUUGUACGAGUGGGAAACGAAACAGUAUGUGCGUAUCCUUCACACCUCCAUGGCUUCCCAGUCCGUGGUCUCCAAGAACACCAGCUCACCUGCGACCCUCCUUUGGAGCUUCCUCUGCUUCAGUUGAUCCCGUCUCAGAGGCAGCUCGUAUUCCGGGGUGACCGACUCCCGCUGCAGUGCACCGCCUCCUACCUGGACCCCUCCAUUACUCUGAGCUGGAGCCAGAACCACUGGCCUGUACACACACAUGAAGAGAGAGGAGUCUAUGUGGAGGACAGCAUUAUCCAUGACUGCUGCCUCAUCACCAGUGAACUAAUCCUCUCCAAUGUGGAUGCUGAUGUUUCCGGUAAUUGGCAGUGCCACGUGACCAGUUCCCGUGGCAACAGCUCCAUUGGCAUGGAGAUUGUGGUUUUGGAGACAUCUGCGCUGUACUGUUCUGCAGAAAGGGUGACCGGCAACAAAGGUGACUUCAGGUGGCCUAAAACCCAGGCUGGUUUAAUGGCCUUUCUGCCCUGUGCCACAGCCUCCUACAGCUCUCACGAGAAGAGGGCGUGGCGUAGGUGUGAUAAGCAGGGCCGAUGGGCAGAGGACGACUACAAUCAGUGCCCUUACUCCAGCAAGUUCACCCGUGUGCUGCAUGAACUUACACAGAUACCAGUGAACACCUCCAAUGCUCUGCUCCUGGCCCAACAGCUCUCCACCAUCACCAGCAGUGCAGCAAUGUUUGGAGACAUGAUGGAUGUCAUCUUUGUCACACAUCUUGUUGAGAGAAUCACACGUCUUGUGGAUCGCGUCCGAGAACUAGGGGACUACGUGUCUGACAUUGCAAGCAACAUGAUGCAGGUGGAGGAGCACAUCCUGUGGAUGGCUCAGAACGAAGCUCGAGCCUGCACACGCAUUGUACAGUGUGUUGAGCGCAUUGCAGACCUCACCUUCAACACACACACCCAGAAUAUCUCAAAGGUCUCGCCGAACAUAGCUCUGGAGGCCUUCGUGCUCAGGCCUUCGAGCAUAAUGGGUUUGUUGUGUACGGUGGUGGCUAAUCCAGGUCAGAACACUGGUGCUGGGGUUUCUAGGGCUUCGGGAUCACUGGAGGAAACUCUCCUCAAUUUCAGAUGUCAUACAGCUAAUGCCACAGGAUCACCCAGAGGCCAGCUCAGUCAGAACGCAGUGGCUGUCGCCUCCAUUCAUUUACCGCUGGCUGGCUCUGCGCGCGCCUCCGCCUCCCGAUCUGUUGAUAACUCGACCUGCAGGCUGCAGCUGAUUGUGUUUCGCAAUGGAAAACUCUUCCCAUGCACGGGGAACUCGUCAAGCUUGGCAGACGACGGCAAGCGGAGGAGCGUGGCGACUCCGGUCGCUUUCGUCAAAUUAGAUGGCUGCAGUCUCGAUAGCUCCAUUCAGCCCGUGAUUAUCACCCUGAGGCACUUGGCUGUAGGCACAGAUCCCACCGCAGCCUACUGGGAUUUCGACCUGCUGGAUGGCCACGGAGGCUGGCGGGCGGAGGGCUGCUACAUAACGGGCUCAGCGGGCAACACCACUACUAUACACUGCACACAGCAUCAAAACUUCGCUGUGCUCAUGGAUAUGACGAAGAUGCUGUCGUUCCCUUCAUACCCAGGGGACUUCCUGCACCCAGUCGUAUAUGCCUGCACUGCUGUCAUGCUGCUCUGCCUUUUUGCUUCCAUCAUCACUUACAUAGUGCACCACAGUACAAUCCGGAUCAGCCGAAAAGGAUGGCACAUGCUCCUGAACUUCUGUUUCCACACAGCUCUGACGUUCGCUGUGUUCGCCGGAGGCAUCAACCGCAUCAAAUACCCAAUUUUCUGCCAAGCGGUUGGACUAAUACUUCAUUACUCGUCUCUGUCCACUAUGCUAUGGCUGGGCUUCACAGCUCGGAACAUCUACAAACAGGUGAUCAAGAAACCACCCAAGCCUCAGGUCGGAGAUGUGCCUCCUCAACCCCCCAGAUCACCCAUGCUGAGGUUUUAUUUAAUUGGCGGAGGAAUUCCCUUCAUUAUCUGUGGCGUCACAGCUGCCAUCAACAUAGAAAAUUAUGGCAGUGGAGAGCAAAAUCCAUACUGCUGGAUGGCUUGGGAGCCUAGUCUCGGGGCUUUCUAUGGACCUGUGGCAUUCAUCGUUUUAGUGACAUGUGUCUACUUCCUGUGCACUUUCAUCCAGCUGCGUAAACAUCCAGAGAGGAAAUAUGAGCUAAAGGUACUGUCUGAGGAGCAGCAGAGACUCUCUGUUGCUGAUGUGCCCCACUGCCAUCAUCAAGGUGAACCUGGCAUGCCAGGAGGUGAUGGGACCCGCUGUCAUGCUGGCUGCCCAGGCUUGAUCAACCCAUCUUUACUUGCCAAUGAGCACUCAUUCAAAGCCCAACUAAGGAGUGCUGCAUUCACACUAUUUUUGUUCUUAGCCACGUGGACAUUUGGGGCUCUGGCUGUGUCUCAGGCUCAUUUCCUGGACAUGAUAUUCAGCUGUCUGUAUGGCGCGUUCUCGGUCACACUGGGUCUUUUUGUGCUGAUUCACCACUGCGCUAAGCGUGACGAUGUCUGGCAUUGCUGGUGUGCCUGUUGCCCUGGUCACCAAGCUAAUACCUGUGAAGGGCAUGGGUAUGCCCAUGGGCGCCCUAAGGUCAAUGUUAAUGGGGAUGUACACAGGCAUGGGCAUGGGCACGGGCACGAUCACUGCCACUUGGACUCACCCUGCCCAGAAAAAUCCGUCCUCAGUCAUACACACUCACAUGGCUUGUGUAAGCUCAGUAACCUGCAGGCACAAAACCAUGUAACCUGCCUGACCCCUGUGAGCCCUGUGACCCCUUGCUGCUCAGCAAUCCACACAGAGAAGCUGCUGGAAGAGCGGCCUGUUCACCUUCACAGCUGUCUGAAACCAGGCAGGACUAAAGGAAGGCAGCGGGCAUCACCAAUUGGAGAGAGAGAGCUGGCUUUCCAUCUUCCAGCCAGUGCAGAUGCAGGCAGCGGACACAGCUCACCCACCGACAGCCCGCACAGCACCUGCCAACGCCAGGGUCACAUCUGCCACCUGGCCCAAGAUGAACACCAGGAGUGGCACCAUGCAUGCUCUCACCAUGACACUCCAAUGUGCCACGCUGCACUUUGCCACCGGCACACAUGCUGUACCAAGGCAGAGAUCCUGCCUUCGCCCCUGUGCCACACUGAGAGCAGGGAUCCGGGAACCCUCCUCUGUGGCUGUGGGAAGAUGGCUGAGGAUGAGCUCACAGUGCCGUGUCACGGCCAUGUUGAGAUGCACCCUCGCAGACAGUCCUUCCCACAGUGUGUACCCAACCAGAACGGGCUUCUCAAAGGAAGUGGACAUGAGGGGCACAUGUACCCAUCUGACAGCACGGGGAAUAUACGCACUGGACCCUGGAAGAAUGAAACUACUGUGUAGUUCAAGGGCUCGAUGAGGAUUCUGAGUUAACCACCUUCUCUAGGAUUUAAAAACGA